This is a messenger RNA of Neolamprologus brichardi, 1899 nucleotides long. RefSeq names its product interleukin-1 receptor type 1-like. Gene Ontology annotation, biological process: signal transduction. Lineage: Eukaryota; Metazoa; Chordata; Actinopteri; Cichliformes; Cichlidae. The record is from RefSeq and is a predicted model, not a curated record. Gene Ontology annotation, molecular function: interleukin-1 receptor activity.
CUGUUGAUUCCCUCAGAUAAGAACUAUGGCAGCGGCAGGUUGGGUCUGCUUGGUGACUGUUCUGCUGUCUCUGUCAUUUGUUGUGCCGCGUGACCACCGUGGGGAGAUAGAUACCUUCCAUGUGAGUGCUGGCCAUUUCUUUUUGCUGAAUUGCUACACAGCAGAGGCUCAUGACGUCGUGAUCUGGAGCAGAGGGGAGAGUAAAGACAAUCUGAGCCUGCCCACUGGAGUGGAAGUGAGGGACAGGUUACUUUGGUUUCUACCUGUCCAGAUGUCCCACAAUGGAUCUUACACCUGUCAGAUAAGGAAUCAGUCCGGAGUAUUAUUACGGAGGCUAAAGUUUUGGGUGUCAGUGUCUAGUGGAGAGUGUCCUUAUACCGUUGAGAGCAUUUCCAUCACAAAAGGAGUGAGCGACAGUCUUCCUUGUAAACAGAAAGAAAUCUUCGGACUGAAUAGCGUGGUGAACGUACGAUGGAUGAAGGAUUGCCAGCUCAUUCAGCGGCAAGGGAAACUCAUCUCUGUUGAUAUGAAAGGCAACAUGAGGCUUCCUCAAGCCUCAGAGGAGGACAAUGGGAAAUAUACCUGCCUGAUAGACAUUAACUUGGAUGGCAGGAAUUAUACCGCUUCACGCAGCAUCCUGUUGACUGUUAAAGACGACCUCCCAGAAAAAGUUUUUGUAGAGCCACAGCUGGUGACCCCUGACCAGCAAGUGAUUACAGUUGAACUAGGUUUGAGAGUGGAGCUGCAGUGUUUAGCAUUCAUAGGCUACAGUGAGGAUAACGAGUCUUCACUGCACUGGACUGUUGGUAAGGAUUACGCUGAGGACCUCGAGGAGAUUAGUGUGUCCCGGAAAACUAUUCAUAGAGAAGGCAAAGUAUACGAACUGGUCAUUCUGUCCAUCGCUGAAGUUCAUCGCAAGUUCCUGAAUUUUGAGUUCCAGUGCCAUUUAGAAAGCCUAGCGGGAGAACAAAUCAGUGUGGUGAAGCUUAAAGAAGCUGACCGCAGUUCUUUCCACAUGAGUUGGGCUGUUUGCCUUUCUGCAUCUCUGGCUGUUCUAGCCUUGGCUGCGUGCUUCUUCUUCUUUAAAGUAAACCUGAUAUUGGCUUACAGGGAUCUGUUGGCACAUUUUCCCAAACAACAAGUUCCAGAUGGGAAGCUCUAUGAUGCCUACGUGAGUUUCAUCCAUUCCAAUGCCAUGAGUUCAGAUGAGGGCGCGAGGUUUGCCAUGCAGAUUCUGCCUGAGAAGCUGGAGGAACAAUAUGGCUACUCUCUGUUUAUCAGAGGACGGGAUGACUGUCCUGGCGAAGCAAUACACGAUGCAACAGCUGCUGCGAUGCACCAGUGCCGCAGACUGCUUAUCAUCUUAUCACCUGAGGGGAAAAUGGAGGAAAGCACUUGCAUAUGUGACAAUCAAAGCCAAGUGUGGUAUGAGCAGAAAGUUGGCCUUCAUGAUGCUUUGACGAAGAAUGAUCCCAGAGUUAUUCUGGUGGAAAUUGAUGGUCCAGUGGAUUACAGUCACUUGCCAGAGUCUCUGCGUUAUAUCAAGAGGAAACAAGGAGCCCUGAAAUGGAAGAAAGAUUUUCUUGCGACACACAAAUUCACAGAAUUAUACUCAAAGAGAAACUUUUGGAUAAAUCUCAGGUACCACCUGCCCCCAGUACCUACAAGAAGGCUCCAAACUAUUGUCUAAACAAUAUCUUAAAGUUUUAUUGAUGGGAUUCAUCCAUCAGGCCUGUUUCUUGGAACACUUGACACAUGGAAACUUUACGUGUUUACAGCUGUCGUCACCUGUAUUUUUAACUCACUAGGACUACAAUAAGCAAGCCCACACAUUCCUCUGCACAAUGAAUUUCCCAACAUGUGCAACAAGGAUGGAGGCAUCUGCUGGACUUUUCUAUU